Schizophyllum commune H4-8 is the source of this 1608-nucleotide messenger RNA. RefSeq lists its product as uncharacterized. Lineage: Eukaryota; Fungi; Basidiomycota; Agaricomycetes; Agaricales; Schizophyllaceae. The transcript has 3 exons. Bases 1 to 1608 code for a protein of 535 amino acids. The record is from RefSeq and is a predicted model, not a curated record.
AUGUUCCCCGCGCGUAACGAUAUUCGCAGCAAAAAGAAGCCGCCUACGCCUUGUCGGCCCUGUGGAAGUCCCUUCCAUUGGAAUCGGGACUGCCCGCACUAUAAAGAGUGGAGGGAUCGUCGGGCGGCAGAGGCGCACAGCGUGGAUGUGGCGGAUAACGAGGCUGAACGGGCCUACGAGGUCGCUUACUUCCUGUCGGAGGUGCAAGCGGGUUUUGAAUGGGCGAUCGCCGAGUCCUCUAGGGAGGAGGAGGGAUGUAAGCCCCAGGAGAGCUGCGAGGGAGAAGGAGUCGCUCUAGUGAUAGAGACGCACAGCUUCGCAAACCGUAUAGAAGAGAUUCCGGAAGAGUAUUGGCACGAGGGCGAAGUUUUGUCUCCCGACUCGCCAUACCUUCUUGAGAGCAUCUACGAGAGCGAGGCCCCGCGUCUGGAGAGGACGGGAGCGCGAGAGGAGGCAUACGCGGCGGGGAAGCCGCCGGCAGAUGACGAAGUGCCCCCACAAGACCGACCGCCGGACGUCAAGGACUGGCCGAAGCCCUACGGCGCCGAAAGGGUGCGAAUCCAGUCUCGGCGAGUCCGACGUCCCCUGGGACGAGCAGCAGCCGGCACUGCGGUGUUGAGCGUCAAGGGGUACGUACUGUCGAAGAAGAAUGGGUUGAAGAAGCUGCGCGUCGAUUCGUGCGCGAGCCUAUCCCUACUGAGCGGGAAGACGUACGACGAGCUGGACAACCCGCCGAAGAUCCGCCAGGGAGCGAAGAUGCGGCUGUGGCAGCUCACCGACAAGACGGUGUCGAUACGAGGGUAUGUCCGCCUGCCGGUGCUCAUCAUCACGGACGACGGGACCCUGCUCGAGGUGGAGGUCGAGUUCUACGUGGUGGAAGGAAUGACCGUACCGCUGCUUCUGGGAGAGGACUUCCAGCAGGCCUACGAGCUGUCCGUGACUCGUAGCCUCGAAGAAGGCACGAAGAUCUCCUUCGCCAACUACCCCUACGUGAUCACCGCCGAAGGAGAGCAACGCGAUCGCGAAUUCGAGGAGGUGGAGAGGGCGAUCGACGAGGAAGAAGGCAUUAUCCGCGCGAAGGAGAAGAUACGUCUCAAGCCGGAGACCGUGGUACAAGUCGAGGUCUCCGGACCGUUCGACACUCCCGGCGAAUGGGUAGUGGAAAAGGAGCUCAUCGCGUCCACGAGCGAGAGGCCCUUCGCCAUCCCCAACACUCUCAUCUCGUCGCAGCGCCCGAUGAUCCCAGUAGCCAACACGUCCACCGUGCCGAGGUUCAUACAGAAGGGAGAAGCGCUGGGAAGAGUCCAUCGCGUUGACGAGUUCUUCGACAAGCCGAGCACCCGGGAGGAAGCGGAGGAAUUCAGUCGACACGCGGCCUUCCUAUCCACCAUGAUCGACAUUAACGCGAGGAACGGCGCGCGGGGCGCGGGCAAGACCGAAACAAGACGCAAGGCGAAAGGCAGCUUCCUGAACACUUGCGGGAGCGGGCCUUGGCGAUGCUGCAACGGAGGCAAGGAGCGUUCGCGCUGGACGGCCGGCUGGGCAAUCACCCCGCGAUGGCGAAGAUUCGAACGAAGGAGGGCGUCGAGCCGAUCGCACUGCCCAUGA